This is a messenger RNA of Clarias gariepinus (North African catfish), 2129 nucleotides long. RefSeq names its product N-myristoyltransferase 1b (gene nmt1b). Gene Ontology annotation, molecular function: glycylpeptide N-tetradecanoyltransferase activity. Bases 51 to 1460 code for a protein of 469 amino acids. Gene Ontology annotation, biological process: N-terminal peptidyl-glycine N-myristoylation. Lineage: Eukaryota; Metazoa; Chordata; Actinopteri; Siluriformes; Clariidae. The record is from RefSeq and is a predicted model, not a curated record. Gene Ontology annotation, cellular component: cytoplasm. The transcript has 12 exons.
UAAGGCCUGGACUCAUAUAUACACAUACACAUCAGCCACACAAAGAAGGAAUGGACAGAGGGACCAAUUCAAUGUCUGAACAUACGAAUAUGGCUGAGGACAAAAGCCUUGAGACGGGUGGCAAUGCUGAGAAAAAGAAAAAGAAGCCAAAGAAGGACAAGGGUCAAUCAUGGGCUAAGAAGGGACCGUCGGACCCCUUUGCAAUGUUGGAUGCUCUCCCUGAAACGAAGCAGCAGGAGAUUCAGAAAGCACUGCACCUCUUCUCCCUGGGCCAGGGUCCACCCAAGAGCCUGAUGGAAGCCCACAAGCACAACUUCCGUUUUUGGAACAGCCAGCCAGUCAUUAAGAUAGGAGAAGAAGUGACGUCACAUGGACCCAUACAGUCAGAGAAACUAAACAUUCGACAGGAGUGCUAUUCUCUCCCUGAUGGCUUCUACUGGGACAUGCUGGACUUAGACAACACAGAGCAGCUGGGGGAGCUGUGCACGCUGCUUAAUGAAAACUACACACAAGAGGAUGACAACACACUUCGCUUGCACUACGCCCCUGAGUUCCUGCUCUGGGCUCUGUGUCCCCCUGGGUGGCAGCCUGAGUGGCAUUGUGGAGUGAGGGUGAACUCUAACAAAAAGCUUGUGGGCUUUGUUUGUGCUGUUCCUGCCACGGUUAAAAUAUACAACAUAGACAAGAUGAUGGUGGAGGUAAACUUUCUGUGUGUGCAUAAGAAGCUGCGCUCCAAGCGCAUGGCUCCGGUCCUUAUUCGUGAGAUCACCAGGCGGGUCCAACAGAAGGGGUUAUAUCAGGCCAUCUACAGUGCCAGUGUUGUUCUACCAACACCUGUGGCAAGCUGCAGGUACUGGCAACGAUCCCUGAACCUACCUAAGCUGAUUGAGUUAAAUAUCUCAUCUCUUCCACGCAACAUGACCCUGCAGCGUGCACUUAAGCUGAACCGACUUCCAGAGAUGACCGAGACUGCUGGCCUACGCCUUAUGACUUUGACUGAUGUCCCCAAAGUUCAGGAUCUUCUCAGAGAGUAUCUAAAAGACUUCCAUCUUCUACCCAUAUUAAACAAUGAAGAGACUCACCAUUGGUUCCUACCCAGAGAUGGUAUUAUUGAUACUUACGUAGUUGAGGGUUUAGGUGGUGUUAUAACUGAUAUGGUUAGUUUCUAUACCAUGUCUUCGACCGUUUUGAACCACAUUACUCAUCGAAGCCUGAAGGCAGCAUACGCUCUUUACACAGUCAGCACUGCUACUCCAUUACAGCAGCUCAUGAAGGACAUCCUCAUCAUCGCAAAAGCAAGAGGAUUUGACAUGUUCGUUGCCCUGGAUGUGAUGAGAAAUAAGUCAUUUCUCGAACCCCUGAAGUUUACACAAGGAGACAACUCUAUGCAUUAUUACUACUUUUACAACUGGACAUGCCCUACAAUAACCCCUGAGAAGGUUGGCCUGGUGCUCAAGUAACAUCUGCAGAGUUAGCAGAGGAGAGAUGGUACCACUGAAUGCUUUUGCUUCUGUAAUGACCAAUAAACUAAUUGUCUCUAAUUAUAUCAAGACACAUGUAUGCAUGAUAUUUAAGUCAGGAAACUUUUUUAUUAUAUAAUAAACAAUUAAAUUAGAAUUAAACAUAACUGUUGCCUCUUACAGUAGUUUAAUUGCUAAUAUGUCAAUACAGGGAAACUAUGUAUUAUGAGUAUCACAAUUAUGCAACAGUUGUAAGAGUAAUAUUUGAACGGUUGCCACAGUGGACCAUUCGAUCCGCACAUAACUUGGCACAGGUUUUAGGCCUGAUGCCUUUCCUCACGCAGGAAAUCUAACUCAUUCCCAUAUGAAUUCGUAUAUCAUAUAUUGUCUGGUAUUUUUUUUUAUUAUUAUUCUACGCACACAGUUUUAAUCAGUAGCACCCUACAUGAGUGUACUAAUUUUUUUAUUCAUUACACAGGUACAGUAAACCACAGCUUAUAAAAUGUGUAAUACCUCAAGACUAACAGUAGAGGGAAGUAGAGGUCAUAGGGUUUUACAGAAAACGUACCUCUGUGCUUUCUUAACAAAAUGAAUUAUACAAGGACAUGGGCGUUCUACUGUUCACACCUUAUGAACAUUAUUAUUAAUUAAUAAAUAAAUUAAUUGUUA